Molecule: messenger RNA, 7141 nt
Organism: Cyprinodon variegatus (sheepshead minnow)
Lineage: Eukaryota; Metazoa; Chordata; Actinopteri; Cyprinodontiformes; Cyprinodontidae
Gene: plekho1a
Product: pleckstrin homology domain containing O1
Exons: 10
Coding region: 165-2156 (663 amino acids)
Biological process (GO): regulation of myoblast fusion
Cellular component (GO): muscle cell projection membrane; ruffle membrane
Source: RefSeq, a predicted model, not a curated record
CAGCUCUGAGGAGGAGACACAACCGGCGUGGACCCGAGCGGACACGGCGACACCAGCAUCUUCCAGGGACCAGAGCUACCGGUGUCUCACCGGGUCGGGUGGAACCUCCUCCUUCCCCAGCGCUCCAGCUGAGCGGUUAUCCCCGGGAGUAGAGAGGAGGGAGGAUGAAGAAAAGCAACCAAAGCAGGCGGGGCAUCCAGGACUGCGGUCCGCUCGCUGUGCAGCAGCCAGAGAAGGCGGGUUGGAUCCGGAAGUUCUGUGGCCGGGGGAUUUUCAGGGAGCUCUGGCGGAGCCGGUAUGUGGUGCUGAAGGGAGAUCACCUCUACAUCUCAGACAAGGAGGUUAAAGAUGAGCGCAAAGCCCAGGAAGUGUUUGACCUGGCUGAUUACGAACGCUCAGAGGAGCUGAGGAAGGCGAAGAGUCGGAGCAAGAAAAACCACAGUCGCUUCACAUUGCUGCGCUGCAAGCAGCGAGGAAAUACAGUUCCUAAUCUGGUGUUUUUGGCUGUGAGUCCGGAGGAGAAGGAGUCCUGGAUCAACACCUUCAAUGUGGCCAUAAUCAAGGCCAAGAACAGAGUUUUAGAUGAGGUGACGAUUGAGGAGGACAGCGCUCUGGAUCAUCUCACCAGAGACCGAGCGAAGAUUCCUCACAGCCGCCGUCUGCCCACCAGAGGACACCUCAUGGCCGUGGCCUCCACCUCCUCCCACGGCAUGCUGACCCUCGACCUCGUCGCAGAGGAGGACGGGUUCUGUCUCGACUACGACGACGACGAAUCCUGGGAGGACAGCUUCCGGGUCGACCUGCAGAAAGAGGGCUCUGGAGGAGGGCUGGGGGGCCGUCAACGGGCGGGGACUGAUGUUUCAAAGCUGCGGGUGACUUCCAAAGAGCCCAAGGUGAAAACAGGAAGCCUACCUAGAGGCAGCGAGCGCUCCUGGGGUAAACACGCCCACAUGGAGGCCUCCAAAGUCCACAAGAACCAGCAACUCCAGGUCCUUCAGGCGCAGUCUCGAACGCCCCAGCCAGGGAAAAGGUUCAGCAUGCAGGGUCGGAGUCGUUGCGCCUCCAUGGAUGAAGUCCUCUCCUCCAGACCGGCGAUGAUUCGGUCAGAGUUUCGUUCGGCUCUUCGUCGCUGUCCAACCGAAGAGGAGGCAGGCAGCGGGACCUCCAUCCAGCCCGUCGGCCAGCUGCAGAGCCUCAUCGCUCAGAGGAUGCAGAGAGCCCAGGAGCUGCUGGAGGAAAUGAGGCUGCAGGAGCUACAGAAGGCCAAAGCUGAGCGAGAACGAGGAAGCAGCUCAACUCACAUGAAGGGCAUCAACUCCCCUCGACUUCACCACCUCAGGGGUUCAGAUUCCCCCCAUUCCAGCAGGUCAUCGGGGUCUCCGAGGAGCAGGAGCAGCGACUCGCCUCGUCUCCGGGGAAAAGAUUCACCUCGUCUGAGGGGAAGAGAGUCUCCCCGAUCCAAAGCUAAGAAGAACCGCUCCAAAGCCACUGACUCGCCUCGCUCCAGAGGAUCUCAGUCUCCUGCAGCUAAAGCUGGCGACUCUCCUCGCCUGAAAGAUUCUCCUCAUCUGAGCCGCUCUCCUCAAACAAAGAGCUCUGACACAACAAAGCUCAAAGGUCCAUUGGGGGCCAGCUCCACCAGAAAAGACGGUUCUCCUCCACAGAAGACUCCUGAAACUCCUCCGUGCUUGAAUAGAUCCAACUCCUGUCAGGUGAAAGGAAGCGAUUCGCUGCAGGGCAGCGAAACUGACUCCCCCCUAGACAGCAUCAAGGAGACUCGCCAAACUCAAAACUCCCCAGCUCUGUCCAGAUCCUUCGAUUCCUCGCUGCCCAAAACCCCAGACAAGCAUCGCCUGUCUCCUCCUCCUCCUCUCGUACCUCUCGAGGAGGACAUGGAGGUGGAGCGACGGCGCGCUGAGGCCGAGCGGCUCCUGGAGGAAGCUGUGUCGUCCUGGAAGGAGGCGCAGGAGGUCCUGCAGGAAGUGAAGGAGCUGCAGAGCCAGACGCUGAGGCGGCAGAGAAGGAGGACCUAUGAGAAGAUGACAACAUCAGGUGCAGCAGCUUCACAGCCUGCAGCAACCGCAGCUGCGGACGAGGACGAUACUCCUGCCUCCCCGACAUCACCGGAGGACGACGAUGAAUCUGAGACACCCUGAAGAGCACGAACAGGUCCUCACGCUGGCAUAUAUUUUCUUCUUUUUUCAAGGCAGCGUUACUCUGCAUGCUUAUGCACAAAAACCAACGUUUACACAAUUUCUACAUUUUUGAUCCUAUUUCUGGUAAGAUUUGCUAAUUUUUAUUAAUCAGGGCAAUGGGAUACAUGUGAUGACACAUUUGGAUAACUUCAAAAACCAGGGAUAUAUUUAAUUCCCGGAGAUUUCAGGACUUCCAUAUUGCUGAGCGCUCCACGCUGCCACCAGGCAGAAACCCACUCUGCUGUCAGGGGUUCACCGUCUGUGGCAGGAGCUUCACAUUUAACUUCAAUCAACGCAGCUUUAAUGGAGAGGAGCUCCCCUUCACCUUCUCUAGCGAUGCUGUACGCUUUUCCUUUGAUUCUUUGUGCAGAAAACAAGGAAAAAUCUUCCAACCAAGAUGUCAAAACUUUUUGUGAAAAAGUCAAUGAAGAGCACAAAAUGACAUUUUUUUUUUAAAAAGAAACAAAAUAUUGACUUCAGAUUUCUGCACUGAAUUAACCAGCUUGUUUGCUGAAACAUCUCUGAGUUUAGCUUGUAGCAUGUCUGGUAAACUGCUGGACACGGUUUAGUUUGUAGCUUCAUGAAGAAUUAAUCUGCUUCACUUUCCUUCCAAAUUUGUAUCAGUUUUUUUUAUACAAUCGCAGUCUUUUCAAGCUAACGCCAAAAUCAGGGAGUUUAAGUUAAAAAGAUGAGCAAAAAAUAAAUAAAAAUGGAAGCAAUAAUUUAUUAUUUUGUUGUAUGUAAUUGUAGGCGGAAACAAAGCCUCACACCAGCUCAGAUAUGACAAACUCUGCACUAUGAACUGAACUUUUUACAACAACAUCACUGCAUCCAAUUUGUUUGGUUAAAGCUGUUUAUUUGUUUGGUUAAAAACUGAAAUCAGAUUUGUUUUUUUACACAGAUGCUGAAUACUUUAAGGUCAAGUUUUCAUCAAAGACCUCAUAGAAACUUUUAUAUAUUCUAAAGGAUUGAUUUGUAUCUUUAAACCCAUCAAAAUAUGCUUCAAAGAUAUGAUCCAUCAUAUAAAAGAUCAUCAGAUUUGAAUAUGAAAGAUAAACUAAUUGAGUCAAAAUGUUUUUUUUUUUAAACACUGAUUUAAUUUAUUAAGGGGACAAAAUAUCCAAGCUAAUCUGGCUGUGUGUGAAAACGUAUCUGCUCCACCAUUGCGGUGGAAAUCUUGACAUUUCUAUUUUGAUAAAUUGCUUUAAUUCAGGCCCAUUGAAAGACAGUCCAGCAUAAAUGACUGUUUUUGUUUCAUUUCACAAAAUCUUAGUCAGAUUUAGGCUUAAACUAAUUUUGGAACCCUCGUGCCGUUCAGAGGCAGGCUUUCUGGUGUUUCUCACUGUUUGAGGUCACAAACUAAUGGCUGGACUUUUUCCUUAAGGAUUCACUGGUUUAGAGCUUCCAUUAAUUACAGCAAAUUGGUCCCUAAGAACUAAAAAAAAGCCCCACACCAUCAUAGACAGUUUAUUAUUUUUUUUUAUGAUGAGGCAGUUUAUGUUGCUUUUGUUUAUACAUCAACAUUAAUUGUUUCUAUAAUCUCGGAUGACAGAGAUGUUUCAUGGUAAAUAUGGGGUAGGCCCUUGUGUUCUGUUUGGUUAGCAGUGGUUCUAGUUUUUUAUUAAACUAUAAAAUGAUCUGAAACGAGUUAGAUCUGGAACGCUUUAGCCGUUACAUCCUGGAGGAGUCAUCAAUGACCUUUUGGUGUCAUUUUGCCUGUCACCCUGGGGGAUGUUCACUAUUGUUAUUUUUGAAUACUUGAAUAGGCUGAAUCCCAAACCACCCCCUAAGCACUACCCCUUAACUAUUAAUUAUUAGUGUCACUCGCAAUAAAAUCACACAGCUGUGGAAGGCGCAUGGAUUGUACGUGGGGGGUAUAAACAUGAAUGGGUCGGCCUCUUCCCUCCAAUGGAAAGGGUAAGCAGUCGUUCCUAUGGCAACACAGUGAUGCCGCAUGUGCGUGGCUGUAGCUCUGUGGCGCAGGUUAACAUACUGUAACAUCAGAGAUUUGCCGGUUUUUUAAGAAUAAAUCUGUCCAGUAAAACAAUGUGAAGAUGCAGCAAAUGAGUGAAUCUUACAUUUGAAUUCACGUUUUUCCUCCGCCACUAGUUCGCCAUUUCGCCCACUGCCAAAUUCCUGCGAGCCUGCACUGAUGUACUCGCUAUUUAAGGACUGAACUGCCCACUUGCGCUACCCACUACGUGGUUUGGGACCAUCCUUAACGCGGCAGACCCUCUGGUUAGUGUUUAGGGGCCAGUUUUCCUGUGGUUCACUGCAAUCCCAGACCCUCAGACAGGCUCUGUAGAUCCCAUUCCAAGCUAAUGUCUGCAACUUUUUUCUCUCAUCAUAUAUCUUUCAGCCUUCUUCAUGUCAUCACACUGGUUCUGUUCGAUCAGUCUUGAUUGUACAGACGUCUUUAUGUAUCUUGUAACUGAACUUAACAAAGGAGAAGGUACAUUGUCCUAACAGUCCUAGGUAGCUUUGGCUAACAUUUUCCCCUUAAUAUAUAGAAAUAAUCCUUUCGAAAUUUGUUUAAGGAUCUGAAAAAAUUAAGUGAAACAAAGACAGAAAAAAGCGGCAUUUUCACAUCACCAUACAUCUGACCCUACUGAUUUAAAUACACAAAACAUUCAAAGCAUUGCUGUGUUCCAAGUAUGAUGGAUACUGUGUUUAAACAUGCAUGAUUACAUCUUAGACAGCGGUAAUUUGUUGCAGCUGGUGAGAUACAUCCUUCAUUGAAACGUAUGACAAAAUGAACGGUGUUGCAGCUGAGGAGGGCUGGGACAAAUCUGACAUUCAUGGCUGGAUAAACGUGCUUCACAUAUGACCUAUUAAAUUACCGAAUUAACAGAAAGUUGAAAUAUACAAAGAUAAGCUUCUAAUAAAACUCAUCCUGUUUUUUCUUUUAUCGGCACUGAUAUCAUCCAUAUAAUGAGGUGCUUCCUGCUUAAGUGGGUGUGAUUAAAAACACUCAUUUAAAAUCCUGUUUUAAAAAAUGAUGCAAUUCAUUCAUGUUUUAAAUAGAUUUUUUAAUUUAUUUCUUGUGCUCUAAACUAUGAUUGUAUUUGCCUUUUAACAGCUAAUGUUUUCAUCACUCUUGUAAGACGUACUAACAUUGUAGCUUGCUUGUUCUUGUUUGACAAAGAAAGAAUAAUAACCCAUAAAGGUCCCUUAAGUUAGACAUAGUGCCAUCUAUUGGCUAUAACGGGUUAUUGCAACAUAUGCAACACCUAUUUGGUUCCUACUGAGCUGUUAAAUAGCAUUAAAAUGCUAACAAGAUGCUAAGCUUUACCAUAUACAUAUAGACACAUUAAACUGUAUCAGGAUCCUCUGAUUAUGCAAUUCUAAACUACAAAAACAAACUAUUCUUAGCUAUUAUUUUGCAUAUGGGCUUGAAAGGUUUUUUAAAUGUUUCACAGUGGAUCUUCGAGUACUUUUUUUUUGCAUCAGAGGUAAAACUGUGGUGAUGGUUUUCACCUUUUGUCUAAAUAUUUCUAUUGCAUUUAAAGACCCAAUUACGUUCAUUUUGUGCAAUUUUUAUAAACUUUUAAAGAAAUAGAGGCCUUUGCAAUUUGAUAAUUAUAAUUAUAUUUCAGUUUUUUUCUGAAAAAUCUUUGGUCCAUACUGCUUUUUUUAAUCUUUUUUUUUUUAAAUCUACAUGAAAACUCUUAAUAGAACCAAAAAUACUGUAGUAGCUACUCCAGGCCUGCGUGGGGAGCUGUGAUACGCCACAGGAACCCCCCAAAACAGAGAAGACGUAGCCCUGAGGCUAAAAGUACGGCUAUGACAUCAUAAUAAACAAAACUACAUUAGUUAUAUCUUUGUUAUAAUCCAUAGAAGAUCUCAGAUGCUUCAUAUUUUAAUCUGUUUCUGAAAAAUAUUGCUUUAAAGUGCAUCUCACAGACCCAAAAGUAUAAAAAGAACUGCUUCAUAUUCAGCUUAUAGGCUAAAGGGAUUUCACCAGAAGCAGAGAAUACAACUAUUUACCAUUACUUACAUAUUUAGUACUUGAAAAUGUCAGUUUUCACUGUGGGGACAUAAAGGAUGUUGAGAGCUGCUAAUGUUCUGUUAAGGUUUAAUACCUUUGUAAAAAGUCACAUUUUGUAAUAUAAACUUUCUUAUUUUAGUUUGCCAGUGUUGCAAUGUUUGAUAAGUUUUUACUCUCCAGUUUGUGGGUUUUUGCACAUUUGUCAUAAAUACUGAGAGCAUGAAUAAGAGCACCGGCGCUGACAGAGCUAAAUCACAUUAUGGUUUGUUUGUACUGUGAGUGAUAAUGUCGAGAGGAUGUGAUGCAAAUAUAUUAAUUUGUAAAUGAUCUAUCUGUUUAAGCACAUUUUGAAAAAAAAAAAGCAUUUCUAGUCAGAAUCCAAUGCUGUGAUAACCGUUUCUGUAAAAAUUAUGAGUUAUUGCAUUUUGUUUGCUGACUUUACUUGACUUUAGAUGUAUUGUUGUUGUUUUUUUUGUGCAUCGUUGGGGAAACCAAAACAAAACACUGCAGGUUUUCUAUGUGAAUCCUUUACAAUAUGGAGGAACUAAAGAGUCACUAAAAAAAAUAAAACCAGCCAUUUCAAAUAUUAUUUAAAACAUGCAAUUUGAAAUCCAAUAUCAAGAGUUUUCUAAUUGAACAGUUUAAAUUAAAUUAUUAAAGAGUUUAUACAUGUUUUUUUCAAAUACUAUUUCUAAAUAGAGAUUUAAAAACUAAAAAUAAAGGGGACAUAGAAUGAUUCUAUAGGGUAUUUGGUCCUUAAGGUCUGCAUGUGGGUCACAUUGGUUGGGCUGAAAAUGGCAUAUUUGCUUUUCUAUGAGCCCAAAAGCAAGCCUGAUUAAAAGCCCUAGAAUAAAACGACAGGUUGUCUUCCUUUUAUGGUAUGCUCAUGAAUAUUUAGAUGAGCUGUGCGCUGAUUGGUUGGUUUACAACAAGAGAAGCUGCUGAGCAAAGAUGCAUC